Messenger RNA from Lethenteron reissneri (Far Eastern brook lamprey), 900 nucleotides. Its product is annotated as protein Wnt-5b-like. NCBI's taxonomy places the organism in Eukaryota, Metazoa, Chordata, Hyperoartia, Petromyzontiformes, Petromyzontidae. Gene Ontology annotation, cellular component: extracellular region. Gene Ontology annotation, molecular function: cytokine activity; frizzled binding. Gene Ontology annotation, biological process: cell fate commitment; multicellular organism development; neuron differentiation. The record is from RefSeq and is a predicted model, not a curated record.
AUGGGUUCCGUCUCCCCGCCGCUGCUGCUGCUGCUGCUGGGACUCUGCGCCUUCGCACAGCUGGGGGCAGUCGCCAGCGCCGCCUGGUGGUCGCUGGCAAUGUGGGUCCCCCCGGCAGUGGACCCCUCGCAGCGUCCGCUGCUGCUGUGCAGCGUGGCCCCGGGGCUGUCCCCCGCACAGCGCCACGUCUGCCGGCAGCAGCCGCACUUCAUGAAGCUCGUGGUGGACGGCGCGCGACUGGCGAUCGCCGAGUAUCGGCACCAGUUCCAGGCGAAGCGCAAGCGCAAGGCGCCGUGCACGGAGGACGGGCUGGUCCCUUUGGCUCGGGCAGACCGCUGGAGGCAAGGAGGGCGACGCAAGUCUUUGUCGAAGUUCCUCCUGAUGGAACUGCACAACAACGAAGCGGGCCGGCGGGCGGUGGAAGACCUGUCGUACUUCAAAUGCGGUUGCGCCGAGAGAACCGGCGAAUGUGUCGGCGUCUGCUUGCCGCGGCUCCAAGACUUUCGCAGCGUCGGCGACUUUCUGAAGGAAAAGUACAACGUAAGUUCCGCCAUGCGGCUGGUGAGGAGCAACAGCAGCAGCAGCGACGUCGCGCGCUGGCGCCUGCAGCCGGUGAACGAGUGGCUGCCGGCGCCCGGAGCGAGCGAGCUGGUGCACGUGGAGGCCAGCCCGGAGUACUGCGUCCGCGGCGCUCCCGGCGGAGCUCCGGCGAGGCGGCGCUGCAACGACACCUCCGAGGCAAACGAGCGAUGCUCCGACAUCAACGCCGCUUGCUGCGACACGGGAUACGACAUCUCGCAAGUCACGCUGCAGAUGCAGUGCGGGUGCAAGGAGCAGCUUAAGCGGAACGUCAAGUGCAAGCUUUGCCCGUGGACCGUCGAUCAAUUCGUUUGCAAGUAG